AUGUCGUCCGCUAUUCAGCAAACCUUCUCUCUCCGUGUUUCUUCCGGCGUCAAGACCGUCCAUCUCCUCGGCUCUUGGGACAACUACUCUGGCCAGCUUCCCCUGUCCAAGGACCGUAGCUCCUCCAAGGGUUCGUGGAAGGGCACCUUCCGCUUCCAGUCCAACGUCGUCGAGCCGGGUCAGCGCUACUGGUACUACUUCAUCAUCGAUGGCUACCACGUUUCGCACAACCCUAGCGAGGACUUCACCGUCGAGCCCACCACUGGCCGCUCACUGAACAUCCUCGACGUCGCCAAGUCGUCUUCCAAGUCUUCUUCCUCCAAGACCUCGUCCCGCCACUCCCGUGAGUCCCACAAGUCGUCGACCUCGUCCCACAAGGGCCGCUCCAGCCUCUCGGGCGACGUCGCCAAGGGCCGUCCCCUGUCCGUCUCUCAGAUCAAGGCUCCCAAGCCCGUGUCGCCGAAUGCCACCCGCCACAUCCUCGAUGUUGACUUUGACGAGGAUGAGCUCAGCACCCGCUUUGCCUCGACCGGCAUCUACGACGAGUACGACGAGGACGUCAUCACCGACUUCGGCCGCGCCUCGUCCGCCUCUUCCGGCUCCUCGGUCUCGUACCGCUCCGACAGCUCCAGCCCCAACUCGUCAAUGUCGGGCUACAGCACCCCGGGCUCAGACUGCUCCUCGUGCACCUGCGAGCGCUACGGAAUCACCCGCAAGGGCGAGCGCGUCCGUAUCGACUGCGGCGGCUCCCGCUGCAGCUACGAGGACUCCUGCUCGUCCGAGGAGGAGGAAUACGUCGAGCGCAGCUCCCGCCGCAACGGUAUCGUCGUCCGCCACUGA
Lasiosphaeria miniovina is the source of this 840-nucleotide messenger RNA. RefSeq lists its product as uncharacterized. The transcript has a single exon. Lineage: Eukaryota; Fungi; Ascomycota; Sordariomycetes; Sordariales; Lasiosphaeriaceae. The record is from RefSeq and is a predicted model, not a curated record. The coding region runs from base 1 to 840 and encodes 279 amino acids.